AUGGCCCUGACCCCGGAGCUGUACGAGGCCCCGGCCUCCAAGCUGGACGCCUUCGUGGCCCGCUGGGUGCAGCCCACCCAGGAGUGGAAGGAGGCAGUGCUGGAUGCUGGAGGAGUCGUGGAAACCUUCCUCAGGGAACAGCGCUUCCAGGGGGAGCAAGGACUAGACCAGGAGGUGCGGAUGCUGAAGGUGGUCAAGGUGGGCGCCUUCGGAAACGGCACGGGAAUCCUGAGCAGCACGGAGGUGGAGCUGGUGGCCUUCCCAAGCUGUCUCCGCAGCUUCCAGGACCAGGCCAGGUGCCACCGCGCCGUUCUCCGCCUGAUCCGGAAAAGGGCCCUGAGCUCGGAAGACCUGCUGGCCCUGGGGCUGGAGAGCGUGAGACUGGUCCGGGGGGUCCCCGACGCGCUGGUCUUCACCGUCCACUCUUGGAGUUCAGCUGAGCCUGUGACUGUCCGAGUGGUCCCUGCCUGCAAGACCCUGGGACCUUCCGUGGUCGCCAACACCCAGCCUCCUCACCCCGCGGUCUACGAGGCCUUGAUUCAGGCCGAGGGCAGCCCCGGCCUUUUCUCCCCGUCCUUCUGUGAACUGCAGAGAAACUUUGUGAAGCAUCGGCCCACCAAGGUGAAGAGCCUCCUGCGGCUGGUGAAGCACUGGUACCUGCAGUAUGUGAAAGCCUGGUGCCCCCGGGCCGCGCUGCCCCCACUCUAUGCCCUCGAGCUCCUGACCAUCUACGCCUGGGAGGUGGGUGCUGAGGAGCAGGAGAGCUUCCGGCUGGAUGAAGGCUUGACCACGGUGAUGGAGCUGCUCCAGGAUCACCAGUUCCUCUGCAUCUACUGGACCAAGUUCUACUCGAUGGAUGAGCCGGUCCUUAGGGAGUUUAUCCGGAGAAAGCUCAAAGAGGAGAGACCCAUCAUCCUGGACCCCGCGGACCCCACCCACAACGUGGCCAAAGGCUACAGGUGGGAUAUCUUGGCCCAGCGAGCCAGCCAGUGCCUGAAGCAGGACUGUUGCUACGACAGCGAGGACAACCCCAUCUCCAGCUGGAACGUGAAGGUAUCCACUGACUUCUGA
This is a messenger RNA of Suncus etruscus (white-toothed pygmy shrew), 1071 nucleotides long. Its product is annotated as 2'-5'-oligoadenylate synthase-like protein. The transcript is spliced from 6 exons. Gene Ontology annotation, biological process: negative regulation of viral genome replication; regulation of ribonuclease activity; defense response to virus. Gene Ontology annotation, cellular component: nucleoplasm; membrane; cytosol. Gene Ontology annotation, molecular function: double-stranded RNA binding. Bases 1 to 1071 code for a protein of 356 amino acids. NCBI's taxonomy places the organism in Eukaryota, Metazoa, Chordata, Mammalia, Eulipotyphla, Soricidae. The record is from RefSeq and is a predicted model, not a curated record.